This is a messenger RNA of Cygnus olor (mute swan), 2544 nucleotides long. It is a transcript of the gene MTMR14, whose product is annotated as myotubularin related protein 14. Gene Ontology annotation, molecular function: phosphatidylinositol-3-phosphate phosphatase activity. Gene Ontology annotation, biological process: dephosphorylation. Lineage: Eukaryota; Metazoa; Chordata; Aves; Anseriformes; Anatidae. The transcript has 18 exons. The coding region runs from base 37 to 1686 and encodes 549 amino acids. The record is from RefSeq and is a predicted model, not a curated record.
GAAGCGGCGCCAUGGGGCGGCGGCGGCGGCGCUGAGAUGGCGGCGGCCCGCGGCUGCCCCCCCCCGGCGGGCUCCGGGGACCGCGGCCUGGCCGAGCUGCUGCUGGAGUUCUCCCGAGCCCAGUACCGGGCCAAGGACGGCGGCGGGGCUGCCGCCAAGGUGGAGCGGAUCGAGCGGCGCUGCCUGGAGCUCUUCGGCCGCGACUACCGCUACAGCGUCAUCCCCAACGCGCACGGCGAGGUCUGCGCGCACUACCCGCGGCACAUCGUCCUGCUCGAGCGCGACGCCGCCGCCGCCCGUGACCCGUUUGAGAGCACUGUGCAGGUCGGCAAGCUGCAGGACCUUAUCAACCGGAGUAAGAUGGCGAGGUGUAGAGGACGAUUUGUUUGCCCGGUCAUUCUGUACAAGGGAAAGCAUAUUUGCAGAUCAGCAACGCUGGCUGGCUGGGGAGAGCUCUACGGGCGCACUGGUUACAACUAUAUCUUCUCAGGGGGCUCUGAUGAUGCCUGGGCAGAUGCAGAAGACAUUUCAGAGGAAGAUUCUGCACUUAGAAACGCAGACUCCCAGCUGUUUGACAAGGUCAGAGGACAUGACAUCAAGCUGCUUCGUUACCUUUCUGUCCGAUACAUCUGUGAUCUGAUGGUGGAAAACAAGAAGGUGAAGUUUGGCUUGAAUGUGACGUCUUCUGAGAAGGUGGACAAAGCUCAACGUUAUGCUGAUUUCACACUUCUCUCCAUCCCAUACCCAGGCUGUGAAUUUUUUAAGGAGUACAAAGACCGGGAUUACACAGCUGAAGGUCUCAUAUUUAACUGGAAACAGGAUUAUGUAGAUGCCCCACUAAGUAUCCCAGCCUCUCUGACCCAAUCUCUGAAUAUUGAUUGGAGCGAGUACCAGAGCUGGGACCUCGUGCAGCAGACGCAGAACUACCUGAAGCUGCUGAUCUCUAUCAUCAAUAGUGAUGAUGACAGCGGGCUGCUGGUGCACUGUAUAUCUGGCUGGGAUCGAACUCCUCUCUUCAUCUCCUUAUUGCGCCUCUCCUUAUGGGCUGAUGGGCUGAUCCACGUGUCCCUGGAGCCGUCUGAGAUUCUCUACCUGACAGUGGCCUAUGACUGGUUUCUCUUCGGGCACAUGUUAGUCGAUCGACUCAGUAAAGGAGAAGAGAUUUUCUUUUUCUGCUUCAAUUUUCUGAAGCACAUCACCUCUGAGGAGUUCUCUGCUGUGAAGUCACCGAGGAGGAAGAGCUUGUCACCUGGCUUCACCCUAGAGGAGAUCUGCAUGCUCAAGCAGAGAGACCGAGGCAGCACCACGAGCCUGAGCAGCGACUUCUCCCUGGGGAUGGAGAGCUCCCCUGGAGCAGCCGGGAGCUUCACCUACGAAGCUGUGGAGCUGAUGCCAGCAGGAGCACAGGCCCAGGCAGCAUGGAGGAAGAGCUGUGCAUCAUCGCCGCAAGCUGUGCUCUGGAGCAGGGCGCAGCAGUCUGAAGACAGGCUGCCUUCUGCGGGGAUGGUGGAAGUGAAGUCCUCCAGCUCCUCCUCCUCAACGCAUUCUGAUAACUUCCUGAGGAUUGGAAGCAGCCCGCUGGAGGUGCCCAGAUCCAGGUUUUCUGAUGAGUCUUUUUCUAGUGAUUCCCUUCAGAACAGCCACCAGCCAAAUUUUAGUACGUUCUCAUCACAUGCAAAACGGUGACAAACAAGUAAAGCAUUGAAAAUUUGUAAGACUUCUUAACAAGCUUCUUGAUUCCAGAGAAGAAUCAUUGCGACAGUUUUCAUAAAUGACAGUGACUGAUCUCCCCAGGGAAAGAGAUUAGUAGGAUGUUUUCCAGUUGUUGCUGGAGCCCACCUCUAUAUUCUCUGAAACAAGUCUCCCAAGAAGAAAGCAAAAUACCAGAGAGAAAGCAGCUUGUCUUGGCGGUCUGCUCUUGUUCAUACCAGCAAUGCCACUGUUCCUGUGUGUGGUCUCAUGCCGUUCCCAAGACAUAGCAAGCUGCAUGAAGUGCCUGGUAGCAAGCUUGCAGCAGUGCUGUGGCAGAAACUGUUCAUAAUGCUUCAGCUGGACUCUGCUCUGUGAAAAGAAAGAGAAUCAGAGUAGGCAGAACAGCUCUGCAGGAAGGGGGUGAUCACAGCCCCUGGGUUUUGCGUUCCUGGGGCUCAGAGCUGAUAAAGCCAGCAAUUAUCUUCCCUCUGGAUGAGGUGUCUAUACGCUUUUGGAUGUUCAGUGUCCGCUGCUGUCAGGUGCUCGGAACCAGCAUCCCCAGGGCUCAAGGCAGCAGGCAGGCAUGGUGGAGAAGCUUGUUACUUCCAAAGCCACGGUCCCAGGGGCUGGCUUUUCACUGUGCCCAAUAAGUAACUCUUGAGAAGGAGCUGCAGUAUUCCCUCAUUGUAAGAAGUAAAUGUUCUGUGAAUUUCACUCUAAGCAUUUCUUUCUGACCUUUAUGCUAGCUUCUGUCAUGACACAAAGCCUUUGCUUCAGCACAGUGAAGGUGCAUCAGUACAUCCCCAGUCCGUGCUGACUUUUAUGAGCAAGGCAGUACGAAAGGCUGAGCUG